UCCUCUAAUCUCUAAACUUUUACCCACUGGUUUUAGCACCCAUGACAGUUCCUCAGUCUCUCCCCUUAUCUUUUUUGACCUCAACAUACUUUAUGAGUAUAUUGGUUAUUUUGUAGAAUGUCUCCCAAUUUGGGCUUAUGUGACUUUUCUCACAGCUAGAUUGUGCUUAUGUACAUUUUGGUAAGAAUUCUACAGAAUUUCUGUGUUCUCAGUCCAUCAUGUCAUUAUUAUUGAUGAUGGUUUACUAGACCUUCACUGAAACAACUAUUACUGGGUUACUGUGAUGUUUGCCUAAUGGUAAUUUUACAUUUCCCACAUUUCUUCUACAUUUACUAAUUGGAAUCUUUCUGUAAAGAAGAGCUUCCCCUUAACCCUCAUUUACUUAUUUAUGUAACUAUUAAUUUGUAUCAUUACAGAAUCAUGCAUAUUUAUUUUAUUCCAUGAGCUAUAAUCUAAUACUAAAGCCCCCCCACCCCACAAAAACCACCGAAACCCACUAUAGUUUGUUGUGCCAGUAGUUCCAGCUUGAACCAAGUUAUUUUUCAGUUUAAGGGUAAAGAAUGUAAUCUAGGGUCUUAGUUAUCUAGUGCUACUGUAACAGAAACACCACAGUGGAUGGCUUUAACAAAGAGAAACUUAUUCUCACAGUCUAGGAGGCUAGAAGUCGGAAUUCAGGGAAGGCUUUCUCUCUCUGUAGGCUCUGGGGGAAGGUCCUUGUCAUCAAUCUACCCCUAGACUAGGAGCUUCUUAGACCAGAGACCCUAGGUCCAAAGGAUGUGCUCUUUUCCUGGCACUACUUUCUUGGUGGUAUGAGGUCACCCAUGUCUUUCUCCUUGCUUCUCCCUUUUAUAUCUCAAAAGAGAUUGGAUUAAGGUACAACCCAUUCUUGUAGAUUGAGUCCUGCCUCAUUAACAUCAUAGAGGUAGGAUUUACAACACAUAGGAAAAUCACAUCAGAUGACAAAAUGAUGGACAAUCACACAACGCUGGGAAUCACGAACUAGCCAAGUUGACACAUAUUUUGGGAGAACACAAUUCAAUCCAUGACAGGGUCCUGCAUCUGUGUCUGGAAUCAAGGCUGAAAGAGGCUAAGUUUGCCACUGAGGGGAAGAGUACAAGUCACAUCUGAGGGCUAAGUUAUCUCUGGGGUGGCAUCUGGGCAGGAACAGGAACAGGAACUGGUAGAACUUUGCACAACGGAUUGAGAAUAAAGCUUCUGCUGGGGAAGGAAGGGACCCCAAGCAUGCCAGAGAGUCUCUCUGAUGAUGGGUCCCUCAAUGAAACUCCAGUCUCUGUGGACACAGAUAAGGCUGCCCUUCAUAUAUAACCCUUCAGUGCCAUGGACCUCAGAGGGCAGAGGCCAUAUAUGUGAGGAAGUUCAGAGGCCUCCUGCCUGAGGCUAAAGGAAUAGGGAGGGCAGCCAACACCCUGAUUUUGGGGGAGUGGGCAAGGUGCCCUAAGUUCAUCAGAGGGGCCACAGGAGAGUAAGAGAAGUGAGCCUGGCUCCUGGCCAGUAUCUAAGCAUGGGCUAGCCUUUGCCUCAAACAUGGCCUCUUUUCCCAUGGAACACUAGUUGGUGGCCUUGACCCCCAUCAGUCCGUGGGCUGGGAAAACUGAGGCAGUCACCUCUGAGCUAGGCACUGUUUCUCCUAGGCCUCAUGCCUCAGAGGCCCUAAGCGAGUUUCAUUUGUUAAAGACCAGGCUCUGUGGAAGGCUACCCAUGGUCUGAGACAGGGCUGCUGCCCUACCAUAUAUACUUCUAUCUACUUUCUGCAGCUGCAGCAUCCUCUAGGAGCCCAUGGGUGAAGCUACUGGUGGCUGAGCUCUUAGGGUUGAUAGCACCUCCAGUAAAGGCCUGGACCUCUGGAGGUACCAGCUUUGUGCCAACUUUCCUGAGACCUAGGGUCAGGGCAUGGACAGCAACAGGAUACACUGACUCUCUGCCGACAGGCUAAAGGCGGGCCAGGUAUGUGGAGAAAUGUGGGGGCCUCAUCCCCUGCUAAAAGGGUGUUUCUGGUAGGCACUGAGAGCAACAAGUGAGGGAAUGAUGAAUCCCAUUGAACCUGGCAUCUGGCUAGCCAUGACUUGGGACCCGAUACAACAGUUCACAGGGAUGUCCCUCCUCCCUCUGAGGACUAGGUGGGCACUGGCAAAGGAGAAGGCCUCAAGCAGUAGGCAGGUCUGGGCUCUUUUCUUCCUGUCAGGCCUGCAGGCUGCCCUGAAACACUGGCUGGUAUGGGGACUGGCAGAUUGGCUGUCAGGACAGCCUCAGUAUUAACCAAGUUAUUCAGCCAAGUCCACACUCAGACCUGUCCUCUGACAGACUCCAAAGGAGAUGAGUGUGGGAGCCUCUGCUUCAAGCUGACACCAGUGAGACUUUCAUUUUGUCAGUGCUUCAGAAAGAAGAUCUUGGCAGAGACCAGAUAGAGACUGGGUGUCACCUAGCUCUGGCCUGAAUGUGCUUCCCUGUUUGUUUAUCGGCAGCCUCACCCCAAACAGUUUGCCUGUUGCCUAUUAGCUGUGUUCCUCUGACAAUGGCCACCAUGAUCUCAGAAUGUUCCUUUGUCCUGCACCUGCACCUCCUGCCAAGUUUCUGGGUAAACAGACUUUGUCCGCCCCUCCUGGUGGGUAGAAGAACCCUUGGAGUACUAGAGUGGAAUCUGGUGUGUGAGGAUGACUGGAAGACGCCCCUCACCACCUCCCUGUUCUUCGUAGGCGUGCUCUUUGGCUCCUUUGUGUCCGGGCAGCUGUCAGACAGGUUUGGCAGGAAGUGCAUCCUCUUCACAACCAUGGCUGUGCAGACUGGCUUCAGCUUCCUGCAGAUUUUCUCCACUAGUUGGGAGAUGUUCACUGUAUUAUUUCUCAUCGUGGGCAUGGGCCAGAUCUCCAACUAUGUGGUGGCCUUCAUACUAGGAACAGAAAUUCUUGGCAAAUCAGUUCGUAUUAUAUUCUCUACGUUAGGAGUGUGCACAUUUUUUGCAGUUGGCUAUAUGUUGCUGCCACUGUUUGCUUACUUCAUCAGAGACUGGCGGAUGCUGCUGCUGGCGCUGACGGUGCCCGGGGUGCUGUGCGUCCCGCUGUGGUGGUUUAUUCCUGAAUCUCCCCGGUGGCUGAUAUCCCAGGGAAGAUUUAAAGAAGCUGAAGAUAUCAUCAAAAAAGCUGCAGAAAUGAACAGCAUUACUACCCCAGAAAUGAUAUUUGAUCCUGUGGAGCUACAGGAGCUAAAGCCUCUGAAGCAGCAGAAAGUUUUCAUUCUGGACCUGUUCAGUACUCGGAAUAUUGCCAUAAUAACCAUUAUGUCUUUGUUGCUAUGGAUGCUGACUUCUGUGGGUUACUUUGCUCUGUCUCUCAACACUCCUAAUUUACAUGGAGAUGCCUAUCUGAAUUGUUUCCUCUCUGCCUUGAUUGAAAUUCCUGCUUACAUUACAGCGUGGCUGCUACUGCGAACCCUGCCCAGGCGUUACAUCAUAGCUGGGGUAUUAUUCAUGGGAGGAGGUGUGCUUCUUUUAAUUCAAGUAGUUCCUGCAGAUUACUAUGUCUUGUCCAUUGGCCUGGCGAUGCUGGGAAAAUAUGGGAUCACCUCUGCUUUUUCCAUGCUGUAUGUCUUUACUGCAGAGCUCUACCCCACUCUGGUCAGGAACAUGGCGGUGGGAAUCACAUCCAUGGCCUCCAGAGUAGGUAGCAUCGUUGCUCCCUACUUCGUUUACCUCGGUGCUUAUAAUAGAAUUCUGCCCUAUAUCGUCAUGGGCAGUCUGACUGUCCUGAUUGGAAUCAUAACCCUUUUCUUCCCUGAAAGUUUUGGGACAACUCUACCAGAGACCUUUGAGCAGAUGCAGAAAGUGAAAGGGUUCAGAUCCAGGAAAAAAACAAGCGAGUCAAUGGAGACAGAAGAAAAUUCCAAGGUUCAAAUAACUGCAUUCUAAUAAAAUAUCUACUCCAUCUGGUGAACUGGGAAAGAAAUACAUAAGACUCUGUGAAUAAACGAAAGCCUUUCCUGCUGAAAUGGGUGGAUUAUAAUGACUACCACUAAAAAAGUACCCUACUAUUGAUAUAUACUUGUCAUAUAGUAAAUUUUAGACCACUCUUCCAGAUAAUCCCCUUGCUUUUAAAAACAAACCAUUUCCAGAGGAUGGAAACCAUUUCCUUACUAAUUAAUUUGAUAAACUGGGUUUGUAAGAUUUUUUUUUUUAAUAUGUUAGUCAAGGACUGGUAAAAUCCAUAUAAAUAUUAAUACUCAUUUCCAAGCAUACAAGUACUAUUUAAAUAAAAAUAAUUUUAUUAUACUAACAACCUGAGGUGACAACGACUUGCAUGCAUGUAAGUGAAGCAGCAUAUUCAAAAGUAUAGUAGCUUUUAAAGGGAAUGCUUACUUACUGCAAAAACCCAGUUAUUAUAUGCAGUAUUCCUAGGCAGAAAAUUUUGUACACUCCUUUGAGAUAACUGAUGGCAGAUAAUAAUAGGUUUUACAAGUAACAUGCAGCAAGAGAUCAAGUAGCCUGGGUCAUGGGGCUCAUCAAAGGGACCCAAAGCUACAAUUUCAGCAGCUAUACCUCAUAGCCUAUUGAAUGGUCCACAUUUGUAGUGUUCUUUGUGAGCAAAUGAGCUCACAUAAAACUGACUUAAGAAAUACUUUUCUGGUAAACAGUCAGGAAAAGCACACCAACCAGCUGGAUUGGUACAGAGAUGGUUUGUAUGCCCCACAGCCAAGAGGGGCCAGCACCAAGGAAGACUGUCAAAGCCAACAAUCUGGAAAGCCUAUUAAAACACAGCUCUUUCCGUGAAUACAUACCUUCCUAAGCGUGGUAUUCACCUGUAUCCUCUCCAGCCAGGUGUGCACCAUGUCUGCAGUGGCUGAACCUCAGUUCCACAAAUGAGCAGUGUAAGAAAGAAAGCCACUAAUGGGAUAACCUCUUACCAUAAGCUCAAAAAAUAAAUGUCAGCUGUCCAUCUCACCAUGUGUUAGGCAUGCUGAGACGGGAACAUAGCAAGAAGCUCCUCCUGGAGACUUGGGGCAGCAUGCCUUCAUUGUAAGUGGCUUCCCUGAGAGCAACACUGUGACACAUGUCCAGUGCUAUAGGGCACUGGGAGAAAUAGGCAAGCACUGGUUGUUUAUAUGCUGCUUGGUGGCAUCAUCUCCUAAAAAUAAUUACCUUCAAAAGCAAAUUUUCAUUAACUGUUUUUCAAAGGAACCUUUGAUGUAACAUCUUGAUAAACUGUUAUGAGUAUUUCAAGACCCUUAUCUUGAACUUUUCUGGUUAACUCAGUUUUUCUCUGAUUGUCCUAUUUUUAAUACAUAUUUUAUAUGUGAAGCACUGAAACACUGAUCCUACUUUGUGAAUUUUAUUUUAAAACCCAGUAGAAUAUCUCAGAAUGGUUUAUGCUUUCUCAUUGGACAUGCAGGUACACAGCCUCAGUACUUUUCUCGCUUCUGUUGGAGCCUGUCUGGAUUGUCUUUCUCUCUAUCCCACCUGGCACUAGGCUGCCUGUCCCGCAGCAGGCAGGUCACGCUGCCUCCAAGACACUCUCCUCGAAGUUCCCACUAGCAGCGACCAUUCACUCCACAGUGCUUUUGUCCUGCUUCUCACCACCGCUCAGUUGGGGGCUUGUCUGCUUGCCCCUCUAUAUAAAAGCCUCUGGAGGCCAGGCUCAUUUUGCUUAUCUUUUUAUCCCUCCCAGCUUUCCCCCACCCCUCCUAGUGCUACUUAGCAUAGUGCUUUCUUUUGUUUAAUAAGUAUUUGAUAAAUAUUUAUUUUAAUUAAAGUGCCUAUAACUCUAAAAAAAAAACCAAAACUCUAGCUUGGUGAAAAUGUUAUAUUUGAUACUUAGAAAUUCGAAUUUAUAAAUGCCUAAAUAUUAAAUGCUCUUAAAACUUUUUCUAAAUAUAGAAAGUAAGGAGGUAUUAUUUAACUUUUUUUUUUUUUUUGCCAUUUGUAUGGGUGUUCUAUAAUUUGUAAUAGUAAAAGACGACUUUUUAAAACCUGUUUGUGAAAAGGCAGCAAAACACAACUGAUUAUAUCUUUGGUAGAUCAAAGACCAAGUAGAUCAAUGCAUGCCAAAAAGGUGCUUGAUGACAUUCAACAUGUAUUCCUGAUUUUUUUUAAUGCUCUUAAAAUUAGCUUUAAAAAGGAAACUUCCUGAACUUGCUUUUGAGGUAUUGAUUCAGACCAAUAGCCAACAUCACACCGUACAUUAGAUGCGUUCUCAUUAACAGAAAUUUUACAGAUACAUGUUUUACCACUUUUUAAAACACCAUAAUUUGGGAUGUUCUCAGUUUACAGGAACUUUACCCGAAGAAUUCGGUCUUUGCUCUUGGUUCCUGAGACAUAAUCCUUAAAAAACUGUGGAAUUUAAGUGUCUUCAAGAAGGACUCCAGACCACACCUAACUAACAGGUUAGGUGAGGUGAUGACGUGACUCUGGGCUGGCCAGGUCAGAAAAACCCACUUCGUGAUUACUUUGUGAUAUCGACUGACCUCAGGAGAGAAGAGUUGGGGCUUACGUUACAUAAAGAACCAAAUCCAAACCCACUGCAGUCAAUUCCAACUCGUGGUGACCCCAGGUGUUACAAAGCAGAACUGCUCCAUAGAGUUUUUUGGCUGUAAUCUCUAUGGAAGCAGAUCACCAGGACUUUCUUCUGUGGUACUGCUGGGUGGGUUCGAACUGCCAACCUUUAGGUUAAUAAAAACCCAAAAACCAAACCCAUUGCUGUCGAGUCAAUUCUGACUCAUAGCGACCCUACAGGACAGAGAAAUGCCCCAUAGGGUUUCCAAGGAGCUCAUGGUGAUUCAAACUACCGGCCUUUUUGUUAGCAGCCAAGGUCUUAACCACUAUGCCACUAGGGCUCCUUGAGUACAAACCAUUUGCAGCACCUAGACACAUUAUAAUAGCUCUAGACACUGAACCUCCAUGGUGUCUCAGUCAUGUAGUGCUGCUGUAACAGAAAUACAACAAGUGGAUAACUUUAACAAAGAGAAACUUAUUCUUUCACAGUCUGGUAAGGCUACAAGUUCAAAUCAGGGUGCCAGCUCCAGGGGAAGACUCUCUUUGUUGGCUCUGGAGGAAGGUACUUAUCAUCCAUCUUCCCUUGGUCUGGGAGCAUCUCAGCACAGGAAUCUCAGGUCCAAAGGACACACUCUGCUCCCGGUGCUGCUUUCUUGGUGGUAUGAGUUACCCCGUCUCUCUGCUGGGCUCUCUCUUUUAUAUCUCAAAAGAGAUUGGCUUAAGACACUAUCUAAUCUUGUAGAUCUCAUCAAUAUAACUACUACUAAUCCAUCUAAUUAUAUCAUAGUGAUAGGAUUGACAACACGUAGGGAAAUCACAUCAGAUGCCAAAAUGGUAGACAAUCAUACAACACUGGGAAUCAUGACCUAGCCAAGUUGACAGAUAUUUUGGGGGGAUACAAUUCAAUCCAUGACACAUGGGCUUCCUGGUUGGUGAAAGACAUCUAUGCAUGUGGGAGGGUAGCGCCGUCUGGGGCACGGAAGCUUCAUAUUGGGAACCCUCCCAGACCUCAUCCUAUGCAUCUCUUCAUUUAUAUGCUUUUUGCUACCUUAACCCUUUUCUACCUGACAGUACCUAUAGCAAUUAUUUUUUCAGCCUCUAGAGUUUAUUGGGAUGCUGGUCUACCAUUAACAGUGCAUGCUGCCACAAGGCAGGGGUCGUUUUGACUGUUUGAAACAGAAGAAACAGGCAUGUGCUGCAAAUUACUGUUUUUACAUGGUAUUGUAUAAGGUAUCUGAAUUUUUGGUAGGAAAAAUAGAAAUUUUGAAAAUGGUACACAUGUGUACCAACAGACCCUGGUGGGGGCUGUGGGGUAUAAUUAGUGAUACUUCAUAUGUACCACUUAACACUUAGUGUAGGCUUGUGGAGGGGGUAGGAAAAAAAAAUCUAUACUACCUACCUAAAAUUCAGACACAAUCAAUGAUUCAGCAUGCUUCUGCUAAUGAAAACCCAUGGUAUCAACAAAAAAUUCAAAGCAGAAAAUAAUUGGGUCACCAGAGGGAUAAAGCUGUAAUCGUAAGUAUAGUACUUGCUUUGAAUUCUGUGUGUCAUUCCAGCGAGUUAUCUGACCCAAAGGAGUAGUGGGAGCCAGCAGGUUAGAAGUGAAGGGGCCCCGAGCUAGUGGGUGGCAUCCUGAAGGGGUAGAGGAAAACCCCGAAUUUGUAGCCAGGAGGUCAGGAGUGAGGGUGUUACGUAGACUCCCAAAUUUGUGGCUGGCAUCUGCUUGUUAUUUGGCAGUCUGAAGGACAGUGUCCAUUAAACUUGUGAGAUCUGACCUAGGUCCAGGUGGCUAGGGUCAGAGAAAGAAGUGCUGCAGGGGCACCUGGUGUCAGAACUGAACAGAGAAGUGAAAAAUAGGAAUUUGAUUUAUGUUAUUAUCUUUGUACUAUCAUAGUAUAUACCAUAGAGAAGUAAAGCUAUUAAAAAGUAAAUAAAACUAUCAAUAUUAGAAGACGCACAUAAUGAUAUUCCAUUUUUUAAAUCCAAGAGAACUAAUUUAAAAAAUCAGACUUUCUAAGGGAUUCAGUUAAGUGGAGGCAUAUAAAAAAUAUCCACAAAGCAGCACCUUCUGUGUAUAUUAGAAAUAACCUGCUAGAAAUAUACUGGGAAAAUAUUCCACUCAUCUAACAGUAGUAAAACUUAACAUACCUAGAAAUAAUCAUAAUAAGCAAUGUAUGAAAUCUGUAUGAAUAAAUUAUUGUAUUUCAUUGAGAUUUGAAUAAAGACAGAACAUUUUCCUAAACGAGAAGACUAAAUGUUAAAUUAAUUUACUACCUUAAUGGAUUUAAAAUUAAAAUUUCAAGUAGAUAUUUUAGGAACACAAAAAUAAUUCUAAAGGGCAUUUGAAAGAACAAAUAAGCAAUAUUGUCUAAGAAAUUUUUGAAAAAGAAGAGUGAUAAGGGGAAAUAUUCCCUGACAAGUAUCAAAACACAAAUAAAGAUUAAUCCAUGAAAUAGGACAGGGAGCCCAGAAACAGACCCAAGGGUUUAUAAAAAUUUAAAAUAUGAUAAAGGUGAAUUAUAAAUCACCAGGAAAAAGAUAAAUUAUUCAAAACUGGUUCUGGGACAAUUGAUAAACUGGUUAAAAAAAAUUAAAAAC
Messenger RNA from Loxodonta africana (African savanna elephant), 9097 nucleotides. It is a transcript of the gene SLC22A4, whose product is annotated as solute carrier family 22 member 4. Gene Ontology annotation, cellular component: membrane. Bases 2456 to 3922 code for a protein of 488 amino acids. The transcript has 10 exons. Gene Ontology annotation, biological process: carnitine transport; transmembrane transport. The record is from RefSeq and is a predicted model, not a curated record. Gene Ontology annotation, molecular function: quaternary ammonium group transmembrane transporter activity; ATP binding. NCBI's taxonomy places the organism in Eukaryota, Metazoa, Chordata, Mammalia, Proboscidea, Elephantidae.